Molecule: messenger RNA, 1212 nt
Organism: Henningerozyma blattae CBS 6284
Lineage: Eukaryota; Fungi; Ascomycota; Saccharomycetes; Saccharomycetales; Saccharomycetaceae
Exons: 1
Coding region: 1-1212 (403 amino acids)
Biological process (GO): deoxyribonucleotide biosynthetic process
Molecular function (GO): oxidoreductase activity
Source: RefSeq, a predicted model, not a curated record
AUGACUUUACCAAAGGAAACUCCAUCUAAAGAAGCUGCUGCUUCCUUAUCUCAAUUAGACAUUUCUUUAUCUUCUGAAAAAGAUUUGAACAAAAAAUUACAAGCUAUCAAAGAAGGUAACAAAGAAGCUAAUGAACAAUUAGAAUUGAGAUUAUCUCAACAAGCUGUUGAAUACAGAAAUUUCAUCCAUUCUCAUAAGGUUCACAGAAAACAUUUAAAAGAUCUGGAAAAGAAUGAAGUUUUACUAAAUAAAGAUAAAAAGAGAAAGAUUAUCUACCCAAUAUUAUACCCAGAUAUUUAUGAAGCUUAUAAGAGAGCUGAAGCUUCUUUCUGGACUGCCGAAGAAAUUGAUUUAUCAAAGGAUUUACAUGAUUGGAAUAAUAGAAUGACUCCAAAUGAAAGAUUUUUCAUCUCAAGAGUUUUGGCUUUCUUUGCUGCUUCUGAUGGUAUUGUCAAUGAAAACUUAGUGGAAAAUUUCUCUGUCGAAGUACAAGUUCCAGAAGCUAAGAUGUUCUACGGUUUCCAAAUUAUGAUUGAAAAUAUCCAUUCUGAAACCUAUUCUUUAUUGAUUGAUACAUAUAUUAAGGAUCCAAGAGAAUCUACUUUCUUAUUUAACGCUAUUGAAACUAUCCCACAAAUUAAAGAAAAGGCUAUCUGGGCUUUAAGAUGGAUUAAUGCUGAAGAUGCUACUUUUGCUGAAAGAUUAGUUGCCUUUGCUUCUAUUGAAGGUAUUUUCUUCUCUGGGUCAUUCGCUGCUAUUUUCUGGUUAAAGAAGAAGGGUUUAAUGCCAGGUUUAACUUUCUCAAAUGAAUUGAUUUGUAGAGAUGAAGGUUUACAUACUGAUUUUGCUUGUUUGUUAUUCUCUCACUUAGAAAACAAAAUUAAGCCAGAAAUUGUUGAAAAAAUUGUUACUGAAGCUGUUGAAAUUGAAAAGGGUUAUUUCAGAGAUGCUUUACCAGUUGCAUUAUUGGGUAUGAAUGCUGAUUUGAUGAACCAAUAUGUCGAAUUUGUUGCUGACAGAUUAUUGAUUGCCUUCGGUAAUCCAAAGGUUUACAAUGUUGAAAACCCAUUUGAUUUCAUGGAAAACAUUUCCUUAGCUGGUAAGACCAAUUUCUUUGAAAAGAGAGUCUCUGAUUAUCAAAAGGCUUCUGUUAUGGCUGUUUCUUCCAACAAAGAAACUGGUGGUGCCAUGGCUUUCGACGAUUCUUUCUAA